AUGAAAGCCAUCGAGCGCACCGGAAACGUUCAUACUGGAUCUGUUGAGAAGCCAUGCAUGCAGCUGGCUGCUGCGGAUGCUUCCUCCCAUCUUCAACACAUGUGCAGCCUGGACAUUGACUCCAAGGCUUCAUAUGUACGUCUCUCUGGAAUCAUCUGUACUAUUGGGCCUGCUUCCCGAAGUGUUGAAAUGUUAGAGAAAAUGAUGGAGACUGGUAUGAAUGUUGCUCGGAUGAACUUCUCCCAUGGUUCUCAUGAGUACCAUGCAGAGACCAUCGCCAACUGCAGAGUGGCUGAGAAGAACUACAGCAAGAAAUUGGGCAUACCUUUCUCUCUUGCUAUCGCUCUUGAUACUAAGGGCCCUGAGAUUAGAACCGGGCUAUUGGAGGGAGGUGGCUCAGCCGAAGUAGAACUGAAGAAAGGAGAAACUCUCAAGUUGACCACUGACCCAGCAUACCAAGAACGUGGCACAGCUACUGUGGUGUUUGUCGACUACAAAAAUAUCACGAAUGUUGUGAAGCCCGGCAAUAGAAUAUUUAUUGACGAUGGUCUCAUCUCUGUUAUCUGUCAAUCGUCAACAGCUGAUACACUGGUCUGCACAAUUGAAAAUGGAGGUAUGCUUGGUUCAAGAAAGGGUGUGAACCUUCCCGGUCUUCCAGUCGAUUUGCCAGCCGUAUCUGAAAAGGACAAGUCUGACUUAAUCUUUGGUGUGGAACAAAAUGUGGAUAUGAUUUUCGCGUCCUUCAUCCGAAACGGCGCUGCUCUUCAAGAGAUUCGCAGUAUCCUCGGCGAGAAGGGAAAGAACAUCAAGAUCAUUUCCAAGAUCGAGAACCACCAAGGAAUGGUCAAUCUCGACGAGAUUAUUGCAGAGUCCGACGGUAUCAUGGUGGCUCGAGGUGAUCUUGGAAUUGAGAUCCCACCAGAGAAAGUGUUCCUCGCUCAAAAGACAAUGAUUGCGAGAUGUAAUAAGGUCGGCAAACCAGUAAUCUGCGCGACUCAAAUGUUAGAGUCCAUGGUUAAGAAGCCCCGCCCCACACGCGCUGAAACUUCAGACGUGGCGAACGCUAUCCUGGAUGGAGCUGAUUGUGUGAUGCUCUCUGGAGAGACAGCGAAGGGAGACUAUCCAUUGGAGUGUGUACUGACUAUGGCUAACAUUUGUAAGGAAGCGGAAGCAGCCAUCUGGCACAAACAACUCUUCAUCGAUAUGGUGGCUCAGGUUAAAGCGAGGAUCGAACCCGCGCAUUCAGUAGCCCUAGCUUCCGUAGAAGCCUCUACUAAGUGUAUGGCGUCCGCCAUCAUUGUUAUAACAACCACGGGUCGGUCUGCACACUUGCUGAGCAAGUACAGGCCCCGGUGCCCCAUCAUCGCUGUCACAAGACACGCACAGACUGCCAGGCAGGCUCAUCUGUACCGCGGAGUUCUGCCCAUUGUAUACCAAGAGGGCGUGGCCAGCGACUGGUUAAAGGACGUAGACAACCGUGUCCAGUACGGACUAAAGUUCGGCUGUGCGCGCGGUUUUCUUCGCUCGGGAGACAACGUGGUCGUUGUCACUGGCUGGCAGCAGGGAUCUGGUUUUACCAACAAUAUGCGCAUCAUCCAAGUAGAAUAA
Molecule: messenger RNA, 1608 nt
Organism: Leptosia nina
Lineage: Eukaryota; Metazoa; Arthropoda; Insecta; Lepidoptera; Pieridae
Source: the annotation of a GenBank genome assembly